Molecule: messenger RNA, 1358 nt
Organism: Phycodurus eques (leafy seadragon)
Lineage: Eukaryota; Metazoa; Chordata; Actinopteri; Syngnathiformes; Syngnathidae
Product: enhancer of rudimentary homolog
Exons: 4
Coding region: 90-404 (104 amino acids)
Source: RefSeq, a predicted model, not a curated record
GAGGUCAACUCGUCCAAGCAGCAGCGGCAGAAACGCGACAGGGAUCGACAAGAACCUUCACAAACUCAAACCCAAUCCACGUUUAAAGCAUGUCUCACACCAUCCUGCUCGUGCAACCUACGAAGAGGCCUGAGGGAAGAACGUAUGCAGACUACGAGUCCGUCAACGAGUGCAUGGAAGGUGUGUGCAAGAUGUACGAAGAGCAUCUGAAGAGGAUGAACCCCAACAGUCCGUCCAUCACGUACGACAUCAGCCAGCUCUUUGACUUCAUUGACGACCUGGCGGACCUCAGCUGCCUGGUGUACCGCGCCGACACGCAGACGUACCAGCCCAACAACAAGGACUGGAUCAAGGAGAAGAUCUACGUGCUGCUGCGCCGUCAGGCCCAGCAGGCCGCCAACUGAGCCGCGCGACGUGCUCCGGUUCUUUUCCGAUACGCUAUUGUGCAUUGUUUCCUUUUGUUGUUUGUGUACCUCUUGAAGGAAGGCAUAUUUUGUAUUUUACAGUUUGUGUUACGAAUAAACAUUUCAUUGACAUUACAAAAAAAAAAAAGAAAAUAAGUACAUACCGGCAUAUUUCUUACAUUCACGUUGGUUUGUUUAAUAUAAGAAAUUACGCAAAAAGAUGAUCACCUGUUUCCAUGAGGAAAAAUGCAUUUUUCAGAGAAAGAAACCUGCAAUGUUACAGGGGAAAAAAGCAACAAUUGUUUCUCGGGGAAAAAAAGAAAAACAAUGAGUUUAGUUGGGGACUUUAGGAGAGUAUAGGCUUACAAGCAGUCAUUUUACAAGAAUAAUUAGAGGAUUUCAGGGGGGUGCAGUAAAUGGUUGAAAACCGUAUAAUGGGGGAGAAUGGUCAUGUGAGGUGAAAAAAAUAAUUUACAAUUUUACAACAAGAAUUUGUGGUGAAUGAAGUUGGAAUUUAACAGGAAAACUGGAAUUUAAAAAAAAAAGUGCAUUAUACAAAUAUUUAAAUUUCUUUUACAAGAAUUAAGUUGGAAUUUACAAGUCGUAAUUCUAAAAAAUUUUGGAUUUUGGGGGGAAUACAUUUGGAAUUGCAGGCAAGAAAAGUAAUAUUGAUUGAAAAAAAGUAAUUUUACAUAGGGGGGGGGGGGGGGUUGCAAUUUACAAGUUGUAAUUCAUUAAAAAAAAAAUAAGUCCAUAAAGUGUAAUACAGUAUGUAAUUUUUAAACGAAAAUGUAUAUUUUUUUUUAAGUGAGAAUUUGCGGUGGAUGAAGUUGGGAUUUACAUGAGUAAAGAUGCAAUUGCAGUUAAAUAAAAGUGAUUUCUUCACACAAUAUUGACAGACUCGUUUAAGUGUUCACAAUAUUUUUUAUUUAUUUUUUUAACCGUGUAGUCAUC